Messenger RNA from Hyposmocoma kahamanoa, 426 nucleotides. Its product is annotated as acylphosphatase-1-like. The record is from RefSeq and is a predicted model, not a curated record. The transcript has a single exon. Lineage: Eukaryota; Metazoa; Arthropoda; Insecta; Lepidoptera; Cosmopterigidae. Gene Ontology annotation, molecular function: acylphosphatase activity. The coding region runs from base 44 to 364 and encodes 106 amino acids.
UAAAAUUUUUCUGUCAAACUGUUAAUAUUUUAGUACAUUCACCAUGAGUAAUAUGACUAACCAACAAACCAAGAAAACGGGUCUUGUUUCAUCGGAUUUUGAAGUUUUUGGGAAAGUGCAGGGUGUGUUUUUCAGGAAGCAUACCCAGAGGCGUGCUUCCGAAUUGGGUCUGAAGGGAUGGGUGAUGAACACUGCUCAAGGCACUGUCGUGGGGCAAAUGCAGGGUAAUCCAACCGCCAUCGAAGACAUGAAAAUCUGGCUCCAAAAAAUUGGAAGCCCUAAGUCAAAGAUCGAGAAAGCAUCGUUUAAGAACGAGACCAAGAUACCCAAUUGUGCGUUUAGGUCUUUUGAGAUACGUCGAUGAAACACUGUACACUUUUUUAUAUAUUUAUAUGUCUAAAUAAUUUGUAUUGGUCCGAAUAAACG